UGCAGCGCGGUUUUCUUACGUUACAAUUCCGGCUGCUUUUGCGUUCGUGGAGUUGGACAUUGAGGACCUGAACAAAAUUGUUUCAAUCUGCGAUCACCGCUGGAUACGCAACACAACGUGGUUACAUUAAAUAUUUCCUGAAUGUCACCACAUCAAGACAGUUGGACAGCAAGAGACGCUGAAACGAACAACCCCCGUUUCCCCGUGGUAGCCACAUGACCCUACCCCACUUCGCCAGAUCAUUACACAGUGCAAUUGCCAAAUAUGAACAGCCAGAGCAGACACAGUAAGCGGAUGGUCCUCUGCCACGACGUGCGGUAUCUGGUCGUCGUCGUUAUCGUCUUGGCAUUUUUACUAUUAACAAACUGGACGAUAAACAACGUGUACCUCCACGUAGCUCCACCUCAAGGGGAAAGACAUGCCCGCCAGCAGCGGCCGCCCGUAGUGAUCAUCUGGAACACGUUCUUCGGAAGAGCAGUGAAUCCAUUCUUCACAAGCGAAGUAGCAUACAUGUGUCCCCGUCGUUGCGUCUUCACUCGCAGCCGUUCCAGAGUUAACGGAAGUGCUGCCAUUGUUUUUCAUGCGAGAGACGUGAAUGCAAGCGAUAUUCCGAGGCGCAAAUACGAGGGCCAAAUAUGGGUGCUCUUUGGACUCGAGCCGCCGCCUUACACAAUGGCCCCACUCGUGGCUCUAAACGGCCUCAUCAACUGGACCGUAACGUAUCGUAGCGAUUCCGACAUCGUAUUUCCGUACGGGUACGAGCUCGUCAAGUACCGCAGAGAUAGAAACGACUCCCGUCAGAAGCUGGUGUCUGGAACAGGGAAGUCCCGUAUGGUUGCCUGGUUUGUCUCGCGCUGCGAUGCUGUCAGCGGAAGAAUGGCCUACGUUAAUAAGCUUCGAGAAGUGGUAGACGUUGACAUCUACGGAAAAUGUGGACAGUACAGCUGCAGUCCUAGUCAAAGCCGCGAAUGCUACGAGUUACUUUCAGAGAGGUACUAUUUUUACCUCUCGUUCGAAAAUUCUCUCUGUCGAGAUUACGUGACGGAGAAGUACUACAACAUGUUCGCGUACGACGUGGUGCCCGUGGUUAUGGGAAACGCAAACUAUACCGCGUUCUCUCCUCCUGGGUCAUUCAUUGACGCUCUGUCGUUCGAUUCGCCGCGGGACCUGGGGACGUACCUGUUGAAAACUGUAAAUCUAUGGAAGAACUAUAGUUCCUACUUCGAGUGGAGGCGGGAGUAUAGAGUCCUCAGCAGGAAUCAUAGAGUUGCGUGUGAUUUGUGCGUAAAGAUUUAUACCGAUAUCCAUGUGCCAAAGGUGUAUGACGAUGUCAACAAGUGGUGGUACCACGACGCCGGCUGUUGGAGUUGGAAGCCACAUCUCAGUUAAAUGUUAUCUCAUUCGCGUGACGGAAAUGGUGCCACUACGUUGAACAGAGGAGUCUGCCAAAAGUCGUAACGUCAAGCGGGUGACGUCACGGCCUUGGGACCUCCAUUUAUUUAGCGUUGCUGUAGCGUUGGUGAAUGAGUGAUGCGUACUGUAGUAAGUGUGAGAUCUGUAUUCAGGGACGGUUACUGCAUGUAUCGCUAAUGUCUCCUGUGGUACAAUUAGGUCUGGGGUUAAGUCCAGUCGCGGUGAUCCAGACAUGCACGUAUACCAAACGUCAGUUUCUUUCUCAGCACUCCUCCAACAAAUACAUUCGUACCCAUUUCUGCUCCCAGAAAAAAAGAGUUGUGUAAUUGUAGAAUGUUGGUAGAGUAGUAUAUGAGAUAAACAUAUACCGACAAA
Molecule: messenger RNA, 1788 nt
Organism: Ornithodoros turicata
Lineage: Eukaryota; Metazoa; Arthropoda; Arachnida; Ixodida; Argasidae
Product: alpha-(1,3)-fucosyltransferase C-like
Exons: 2
Coding region: 265-1389 (374 amino acids)
Cellular component (GO): membrane
Molecular function (GO): fucosyltransferase activity
Source: RefSeq, a predicted model, not a curated record